Molecule: messenger RNA, 1590 nt
Organism: Aethina tumida (small hive beetle)
Lineage: Eukaryota; Metazoa; Arthropoda; Insecta; Coleoptera; Nitidulidae
Gene: LTV1
Product: protein LTV1 homolog
Exons: 5
Coding region: 122-1507 (461 amino acids)
Biological process (GO): ribosomal small subunit biogenesis; ribosomal small subunit export from nucleus
Cellular component (GO): cytosol; nucleus; preribosome, small subunit precursor
Source: RefSeq, a predicted model, not a curated record
CAACCUUUUCUAAAUGACAGCUGUCAGUUCCAUGUGCUAUCUAAUGUUUUGUUAAUAAAUUUCGAAAACACCACGUUUUUAAACAAUUUAAAAGGGUUCGUUGAACAGAAACUCAAAGAAAAUGCCCAAAGGAAAAAAAUUUAUUGACAAGAAGAAAGCGGUAACGUUUCAGCUUGUACACAGAAGUCAGCAAGAUCCUCUGGUUGCUGACGAAAAUGCACCACAAAGAGUUCUGUUGCCUGUCCAAGGCAAAGAAGCCACAUCAGACAAAGAGAGACGGCUUGAAGAACAACACAAAUAUGGAAUAUACUAUGAUGAUGAUUGCAACUACUUAGAACAUCUUAAAGACCCCAAAGACAACACAUUGUCAUGGCCUGACAAUGUAAAUGACAGCUUAAAAGAGAGACAGGAAAAACUAAAACAACAAUUGCCCCCAUCAGUAUUUCCCUCAGAGGUCGAAGAUGAAGUUGGAAUGUUGGCCAAAGCUGCGCCCGUUUCAGGUCCACAGUUACAUUUGGAUCCAGAUAUUGUAGCGGCUAUGGAUGAAGAUUUCGAUUAUUCUGACCCUGAAAAUGAAUUGGAAGACAAUUUUAUUGAACUAGCUCAAGGAGUAGCUUCUGACCAAGAAUUUGAUGAAGAUGAUGAUGACUAUAACUUAGGAUCUGAUUUUGAGGAUGAUGAAGAGAUGGAUGAAGUGGGAUCAUUGCCAGGAUCUGAAAGAACAUAUGAUGAAGAAGAGACUAAAUCUAGAUUUACAAGUUAUUCAAUGACAAGUUCAGUUAUGAGAAGAAAUGAACAGCUUUCUCUAUUAGACAAUAGAUUUGAAAAGAUGUAUGCUGAUUAUGAUGAAAAUGAAAUUGGGGCACUGGACUGUGAGGAAAUUGAAGGCCAUGUUCCUGGUUCAUCACAUCUUCUUCAGCAGUAUGCAGAGGAAUUCAAGAAAAUGCAACAACGCGAAAAGCUUGACGAAAACAAAAAAGAGGUCGUCUCAAGGAUUAAAAAACUAUUGGAGAAUGAUGAUGAAGAGGAGGAAGGCCAGUAUGAAUCAAUUGUUGUACCACAGAAAAUUAAAUAUGAUUGUCAAAGUAUAUUAAGCACCUACUCAAACAUCUACAAUAGGCCUAAAAUAAUUGAUGAACCAAAGAAAGACAAUAAAAUCAAGAUUAACAAACGCACAGGAAUUCCCGAGAAUGUCCUGGAUAGCAACAAACUGACGACUAAAGCUCUUAACAAACUAAACGAAGAGUACGACAGCCAGACAAACAACAAAGGCCCCAAGUCAUACGGUGGUCAGUCGAUCAUUUCGCAGUUGUCGGUGUUAUCGAUCAGAGAUCCGAAUGAGACGCCUGAAGAGAAAAAGGAGCGUAAAAAGGCUUUGAAGGAAUAUCGAAAAGAGAGGCGAAUAGAGAGGAAGGCCAACAAGGAGGCUUUCAAGGAGGAACAGAAGAGACAAGUCAAGAUUGCGAUCAACAACAGGAAUAACGUGCAGGGGAAUAAGAUAUUGUAAAAAAGAUGGUAUAUUUUAUAAUUAAUUUUGUUUGGUUAACAUAUUUUAUAGAUAUGUUGAAUAAAGUGGAGGAUAUUCCAGUA